AUGGAUCAGCAACAGCCUUUGAACGACUGGAACCUUACGGAGACCAGCACAGUCAACUAUUCAGACGCUCACACGGAAUGGGGCGAUUUAUACAAUCGUACUCCGGAAGCUAUUAUCGUACCCUGCGUGUUUGCGGCCAUCUUAGUCACUGGCGUCGUUGGAAACACAUUGCUAAUUCUGUCCUUCGUUCGCCAUAAAACUCUUAGCACGCCGCAUAAUGCACUUGUAGUGAAUUUAGCUUCCGGUGACUUUAUUUUUCUAAUCACAUCGCUUCCGUUUAACAUGGUCUGGUACACGUUUUCCAGCUGGCCUUUUGGUUUAGCCAUAUGUAAAUUGAGUCACUUUGCAGACAGCUUAGCAACGGCAGUGGUGAUCAGCACGUUGUCGUUUCUUAGCAUUGAACGGUGUUUGAUUGUCACUGGAAAGAAGCUGUGGCGACGCCAAAAGCGAGGUCCAAUAUGGUUGACUAUUGCUAUCUGGUCUUUUUCGCUGUUUGUAUCCUUGCCUAACCUGAUCACAACUAAUCUCAGGCCAGAAACAGUCAACAAUGAUACAUUAGUGCUUUGUAUUCAUUUUGAUGAGAGCUGGAUUCGGACAUUAUCAAAAAUUCACGUUGGCUUCUUCUUUAUAUUUUUGUUUUGUUUACCGCUCACUGUUAUUGCCACGGCGUAUAUCUUAAUAGCCGUUCAUUUGAUUUCAAGAGCAUUUCCUUUCUCGCAGAGGAAAGUAAAAACACACAAGACGAAUGGGAAAAUUUAUCUUAGAUGCUUGGGGACGAAAAGGGAUAAACACAUGUCUAUGGAACUUACACGCAAUAAUCAAGUCAAUACAAUAAAAGCAGUAAACAGCUUCCAUGGAACACAAGUGGAAAAUGUACCCGAGACGAGCAAUAACCACAUAGAUCCUUCACCACAACCAGCAAAAUCAGACACCAAAACAGGAAAAGAAGACAAGUCAUAUUCACCAGAUUCCCUUACCGAGAUGACAGAGCUGCAGCAGACUCCGGUGCUUCCUUACUGCUUCGUCUACACUGGUCCAAUCCCCGUAGAAGCUGUCCCAAAACUAGAAAGCAGUUAUGCCAAACAAGCAGCUGACUCUUCAGAAAAUAACAAAAAGGCAUCAUUUGAUUCCCGCACGUCUUGUCCAACGACAGCAACUCCGACGGUAACAUGGAAAGAAUCCAGCCCCCAGAGCCCACCAAGCAGUGCAGACAUGAAACCUGGCUACAAACAGCGGCGACAAACCAUCGUCACGAAACGGAGACGCUUAGCAAUGACCGUCUUAACUUUGAUCAUCGUCUUUGCCAUCUGCUGGACCCCCCGGCAUGUCUACCUUCUGUGGUAUCACUUCCUGCCUGGCGACUAUAAUAUUUUCUGGCACGUUUUUAAAAUUGUUGGUUUCUGUUUGGCUUCUUCCAACUCGGCUGUGAAUCCACUAGUUUUCUACAUACUGGAUUCCACUUAUAGGUCGUUUGUUCACAGGUCACUAUGUAUGGUUUGUCUGAAACUGUGUAGACAGAAGAAAGCCGUUGAUACCGACGUUACGCUUGGAGACAGAGACUAUAACGCCACUAUUGCUAUGUCAGAUGUGAAAUCUAAAGGUUAUGUUACAGAGUUGUAG
This is a messenger RNA of Candidula unifasciata, 1620 nucleotides long. The record is from the annotation of a GenBank genome assembly. NCBI's taxonomy places the organism in Eukaryota, Metazoa, Mollusca, Gastropoda, Stylommatophora, Geomitridae.